This is a messenger RNA of Colletotrichum phormii, 693 nucleotides long. Its product is annotated as putative N-carbamoylsarcosine amidase. The transcript is spliced from 2 exons. NCBI's taxonomy places the organism in Eukaryota, Fungi, Ascomycota, Sordariomycetes, Glomerellales, Glomerellaceae. The record is from RefSeq and is a predicted model, not a curated record. Bases 1 to 693 code for a protein of 230 amino acids.
AUGGGAAUCACAGAGACUCACCGCCAACACCCCGAGAUAUCAUCUUAUGCCGCUUCCGGCUACGGCAAUCGCAUGGGCUGGGGCUCAAGGCCUGCACUGCUCCUCGUCGAUAUCUGCAAGGCCUACUGGACCACCGGCUCGCCCCUCGAUCUCUCCGCCAACCCCUCUGCCAUUGCGGUCCCUGAGAGUGCAGCCCAGAUAGUAGCGGCAGCGCGAGAGGGCGGUGUACCCGUCGUAUGGACGGCCGUCGAAUACACGGAUCCCGAAAUGGCGGAUGCGGGCCUGUUUUGGCUCAAGGCUAAGACCCUGGCCGUAUGGCAGGUCUGGAGUGACCUCCACUCGCAAGGCCUGGCAGACUGGGUGAAUGAAGACCUGACUCCGAAGAAUGGCGAUGUCGUGGUGAAGAAAAAGUAUGCGAGCGGCUUCUUUGGCACAACGCUGGCGACGGAGUUGACGUGUAGAAACGUCGAUACUGUGGUCAUUUGCGGCGUUAGUACGAGCGGAUGUGUCAGAGCUACGACCUUGGAUGCUAUGCAGCAUGGUUUCCGACCUAUGGUUGCUCGCGAAGCGUGCGGUGAUCGCAGCGAGGAGAUUCAGAACGCCAAUCUUUUCGAUCUUGACUCCAAGUAUGCUGAUGUGGUGUCAAUGAAAGAUGCGAUAUCACGUUUGAAGUCUGGAUGGGAAGUAGCAUAA